AAAAAUAACGAAUAAAGAAUAAGGGCUCUACAGCAUCGGGGGAAUCGUAAUCGUUCGAGUGUCAAACGAAUAACAAAUAUUUGAAUGGUUACCAUGGCGAUUCUGUAAACAAUCACAUUUAUCAACGUUAUGUGGUUGAGUGAAAUUAAAUUUGUUUGCUCGACCGACGUCCUUGCAACACAGGGUGGUAAACUAACUAACCUCGGUUACGCCUAGAGGUAAAGGUAGAUUGGAUCGAGUUGGGGUCAAGAUGUCACCAUCACCUUUCUUUUUCUCUUUGUAUCCAAAACGGUCGAGUACCGUCCAACGAUUAUUCGCACGAAUUUUUGGACAGGAUAAAAACCCUUACCACCUAACAAAUUCCAGAGCAAAAAACCGGCUAUCGUUACGCUUCACCCACACGUACGAAAUCUCCUGGCAGCCUCGUACAUUUCCGAUGAAUCGGAGGAGGGUUGAUACUAUAUUAUACGUUGCGAACCCCUCCGGUGGCGUGUAUCCCUCGGAAGGCAGCGAUGAGCAGCAACUGAGCGUCGUCCAAUCGGGUCGGACAGUUGUCGGUUUGCCGCAGAAACCAGCUUUGGCAAAUUCAUGAAUCACCGGUGUGCUGAGAUGAGGUGAAAAUGGCGUCUGCGUCGUACCGGAGUUUCCAAUGAACGAUGGGUGGUCCAUCAUCGUCCCGGUUUUCUCGAUCGCGAUAAAUGGAAAAUCGGUCAAUUGAAAUGUCUCCACGGAAGACAUUGUGGUAGCGGAGACGUUGCUCACCAAAUUUUUCACCCCCGGACAGCGAGCACCGUCGCCGACGGGAGAGUAGGGUGGAUAGAGAGGGAGAAUUGGGGGAGGUGGAAAUUAUCGGUGACCAAAGACAAGUCCGUUCCGUCGAGGAAUCGUCCACGAUGGCCAGCACGGAGUCCCUGAGUUCGGAAAUAAUGCUGAACUGCAGCAGCUGCACCACCGGAAAUUCGAUAUUCGAUAAUUUCAGCAUGUUCAACGUGAGCCACAACGACACCAUGGAGCCAAAUUGUGACGCCGAUUUGCCGAUAGUAUCACUGGUAACGCAAAUACUCUACGCGAUAGUGUGCAUCGUCGGUCUCCUCGGUAACACCCUGGUGAUAUACGUUGUGUUGAGGUUUUCAAAAAUGCAAACAGUCACGAAUAUGUACAUAGUUAAUCUGGCGAUCGCCGACGAGUGUUUUUUAAUCGGCAUUCCAUUCCUCGUUACCACGAUGAGCCUACAAUCCUGGACUUUUGGUAAAAUAAUGUGCAAGGCCUACAUGAUUUCCACAAGUAUAAAUCAGUUCACCAGCAGCAUAUUCCUGUUCAUAAUGAGCGCCGAUCGUUACAUUGCCGUUUGUCACCCCAUAUCAUCUCCGAAAGUAAGGACGCCAUUUAUAUCGAAAGUGGUAUCUUUCACAGCGUGGGCUACCAGCGCACUCUUCAUGAUACCUGUAUUCCUCUACGCUAAUACCAUGGAAUCCGCGGGUGUUAUAAGUUGCAAUAUAUUAUGGCCGGAUAACGACAACCAAGGGGGUCAGACGACGUUUACAUUGUACACAUUUAUCUUGGGUUUCGCGAUCCCCUUGAUUCUUAUAUUAAUUUUCUACUUCCUCGUUAUCCGCAAGCUUCGGACGGUCGGACCGAAGAAUAAAUCGAAGGAGAAGAAAAGGUCGCACAGGAAGGUCACCAAACUGGUGUUGACGGUGAUAACGGUGUACGUCCUCUGCUGGUUACCCUAUUGGUUGACUCAGGUCGCGUUGAUUUACACACCGCCGAAGCAGUGCCAGUCGCGCGUCAUAAUAACGACGUUUCUACUCGCCGGUUUUCUCAGCUAUUCGAACAGCGCGAUGAAUCCGAUAUUGUACGCUUUUCUGAGCGACAAUUUUAAGAAGAGUUUUUUAAAAGCUUGCACAUGCGCCGCCGGUAAGGACGUGAACGCUACGCUCCAUAUCGAGAACAGCGUUUUUCCACGUAAAAAUAAAGCGAACGCCGAGAGGCUCCAGCCGAACAAAGUGACUUCGGGUCACUCGAGGGGCGAUCUCGAAGACGAGGAGGGAGAGAGGGGACUCCUUAUCAGCAAGGCGGAACAUUCGACUACCGCGGUCACGAUGACCUCUCGGUCGAAUAUCACCGUUACAAGCGAAUCAAGGGAUCAGGGGAUGCAGGGAAAGGAUUCCUCCGGGGCCAAAGAACCCGGCAAGGAUACCGCGUUACAAAAAAACGGAGCGCAGCUAACGCUACUUACGCAAGUCUGAAAAGUUGAUUGACUCUUUGAUGAUAUCGCGAAAUAAAUUGAAAAGCUAAAGAAGAAGAAAAAGGAGAAGAAAAAAGGAAAGUAGGGAAAGAAAGAACAGCGAGACCAUUACAUGAUGUAACGAAGCGAGUUUCAUAUCAUUGUGCUUUUUUUCGAGUCGUAAUAAAUAGGAAGAGAAAUAGACAGGUGUGACGCGAAACGACGGUUAUACAGACCACGUUCGUGUUGGAAUAAAAUUAAUGGAAAUGUAUUCAAGAAUCACGAAUUAAGUUAAAUAGAUUUUCGUUCAAUAAUCGUAUAUAUAAAUUCCGAACCAAAUAAUAUAUUAUAUAGGCGACCACUCAACUUAUUAUAUCUAUUAUCGAUGUGUUAUCCGUUGUCCUUGUCUACCCGUGAUGGCUAUUAUAAAGAACAAGGUACAUGUACGGGGCAUUUCACGCCGACUUUUUCCUAACACUAGCCCCACCCGUAUGGGAUGACAAAGAAAUAUCUAAAAUUUUUCAAACAUCCGGCUCGUUUAAACGAUUUUUGGAAAAAAUUUCUUAUCGGCACGCAACGUUGCGUAUCGAACGAGCUAGUUGCCCAAUUUUUUGAAGUCGGUUUUCAGAAUUUUAAUAUAAAAAAAAUCGACUUUUCGCGAAGUAUGCCCACUUUGAAAGAAAAACCUCGAAAAGGUCGAAAGGGCGUGCGAGUCGGCGUGCAAUGCUCCGUAUGAAGCAACGUUUGACGUUACCCAAAUAUCCCCCACAACCCUCACUUACCCCUCAUACAUGAAUAACGUUAAUAUAAAUAUAUACCUAUUAAAUGAAAAUCUUUAAAGCCUAAAUUUUAAUACUUGAAAUGAGAUAUAAUGUACACAGCGUUGCCUGAUAAUAUCUGAUAUUCUGAUUCUCUGAGCAUCGCGAUCCGAAAUGACGAUUGUCGGAUCUGAUACUUAAAUUACUGCACAUAAUUAAAUAUACAUAAAAAAAAAAACAAAGAUGAAAGAAAAAUAACCCUCGAUGUGAAUGAGUAUAUCAUAAAAUAAAAAAAUAAAGAAACUGUUUAUAGGUGUAAAUAUCGUUUCCGUUAUUUCAUUUCUUUUAUAAAUAUGUGUAAAUGGUAUAUAUGAAGAAACUUGACUACUAUAAAUGGCGUAAUUAUCGAAUACGUAAAACGAACACGCGUUCUGUAUGAAUAAUAUAAUUGUACGAGAAAGAAAACCGAAAAAGGAAAAAACCAAAAAAAGUUUGAGAACAAGAACUGAUGAGAGAAAUUGAUGGGAAAAAGGCAACUCACGGAACCAGAAGUAUACAGGGAAUUUUUUUUCUCUCUCUUUCGAUUUUUUUUCUACUAUUUUAUUUGAUUUUUUAUUGGCUUUGGGAAAAAGUCCACCGCACAAUCUGCUAUGGCAGCGGCGCGCAUUUCAUCCGACGAUAUCGAUCGCAGAACGAAGGAAUCUAAUCGGGCAACAAACCAAACCAAUCCCGCUCUAUCAACGCUCUGAUACGUGAUGGUGGUGGUUUUCAAAUAUCAGAUUAUUCCAGUAACAACUAUUGGGACGGGGUGAGCCGCGCAGUGACAGUCGACGGCAAACGCCACUCCUGACUCACCCUCCCCAACCAAUGAUAGAUUGAGUGAUUCGAGACACGCUAUAUUCCCGCUACAAAUUGACUCUUAUAAAUUUCGACGGGGUUAGUUUGAUGAAAAUAAUUUUUUUAUCCCAUACGUUUCCCUAGUUCUCCUUUAAUUCCGUUGAAUUUCAAGUUUGAUUUCCGAAACGCGACGCUUUUUAAAAUUGACUCCCACAAUUAAUUAUGCGCAUCAAUUAUUGAUUGCGCACAGGUAUGCAGGUAUAUGUACGUAAUUAUAUUUACAAUUAUGCAGAUCAUAUUCGUGACCAGCACGAUCGAAUUCGCGCUUCACCACCUACGUAUCUGCAAAUAUUCGAUCCACACGAGACUUAAUUAUCGAUUUGAUAUAUCGAAACAAGUAUCAACAAAAAAAAAAAAACCACAAAAAACCAAAAAAAAAAAAAAUAUGAACAAACAAGCAAAAGUAUAUAUGUAGUAACUAUGAUGUAAUUAUAAAUAUAAAUAUAUUAUUAUAUAACGAAUUCUAUAUAUUGUAUAGUUAUACUAAUGUUUACAAUAGAUGUGAUGUCAGUAUUUGUAUACAUGUACACUUUAUAUAUUAUAAAUUAUGUAUGAAAAAUCUAGAUAGAUAGAUAGAUAGAUAGAUAGAUAGAAAAAAGCGGUUGUACCAGACCUUUUAUUAUUAUACUUGAAACUGACGGAAGAACAAAGAAAAAAAAAAAGAAAAAACAGAACGAAAAAGAAGUGAAAAAAAAAAAUGAAUAAUAAAAAGACGAAGAAUUCGACAUUAAUAUUACGUUAUAAAAUGAUAAGGUUAGAAAAAAAGAAAUGGAAAAACUAUCAUAUCGGUCUAGUUAGGAAGCAACUCACCUACCCGCGUUAACGAGCCACGUUUUUUCUACCCACUACCCUUCACGAUAUCAUCGUAAUCAUGAUUCUUAUAUUUUCUCAAUGAUGUACAUACGUUAUACAAUGUUAUUUAUAAGUCGGGCACGUCAAGUCGAGGCAACGUAGAGCCAAACGGGAUCUCACAUUUCAAUUUAAUUAAGGGCGGACCCGCCACCGACUCCUGCUCGCCCGGGCUAUCGUCGCUCCCGAUGCUGCUGAUCCCGAUGCCUCCACUCUUCGUGCACACGAUCACGAAUUAUUUUCAUUUUUAAGCAUUUUCACGGCGAAAUAUUUUACCGACGACUCGUAGGUGACGGGAAUGAUGUUCAUUCGAAAUUCAACGACGCGAUGUCAAUUUUGGAGGUAAUUUAGGAUCCUCCGGAAAUUCGACUAUCGACGGACAUUCGCAUGGGUGUGAAUAUUUUUUCUUCGACGUCUCAUCGCGAUUCGGGGACAGAGGACAUGAUUCGAGAUUCCGAAAGUGUUUAACAAGACGGUAGCGAAAAAGGUAGAAAGGAAGGACGUAUCUGAUAAGGAGAAAAAAAAAAAGGAAGAAAAAAGAACCGACAUAGUUUGCUUUAUCUUAACCUGGUAGGCAAGUGAUCGUUAGGCGAUCGUGGUUUAUCGCGUUUUCACCGUCGACGUACAGUAAUAAUCGAUUUUAUCCUUGUGCAGGUUUGCCGGCGCCUCUUGUACCGUAUUAUCUCCUUUAUUUUUGUUUCACCUUCCAGCUAAAGCUCUUCCUCACCUUAUUUCCUCUUCAUCGUUUUCCCUUUUUUCCGUACGAAGUGAAGUAGAAUUUCUCUACAGAUUUGAUGUAUCAAAAGAAAAAAUCUCAGGUCUAUAGAAAUACACCAUUUGGAGGUGUAACGAACCCGAGAAGGAACUCGUGGCAUCCGAAAAUUUCAGUUUUUCGUUGUUACGCAACUCCCACCUUUUGCUUUUUAUUACACCCGAGAUAUUAUUUCUCGUUCGUAAAACUUGAUUAUCGUCAAAAGAGAAAUAUAAAUGUACAAAACAUGUCGAAUUCACAUAGCCAUGUAACAACGAUAUUUGCAGCAAAGCUACGUGUGUGCGUAAAAUUUAUAAAUAAUUCUUCGUUCGCCCCAUCGACAAAAAUACGGUGUAACAAGUUAAAAAGGAACAUCGGGAGUUUCGCGUCGCCAGCAUGAUAUCGCGGUGAUCGGUUCUAAUUGAGAAUUAAUGGAACAGACGACAGGUCUUGGUGAGAAGUUGACGUCUACCGUUAAUGAAAGUUGGGUGUAUAAAAAUAAAAUAUAUAUAUAUACACCGUAUACCACACCUUCCUUGGUAUCGUGAUAACAAAAGGUUUUCAAAAUUAUAUCUGUACCUACAUAAUACCGAGUGCCUCGUCCGAAUCCAUUAAUUCCACGUACCUAUAACCGUACGGACCAAUCAAAAAUCGCAUUUAUAAUUGAACGCAUUACAUAAUCGUAAACGGAAGUAAAAUGUCAUCGGUUGCCUCGCGUCGAGAUUGAUCAAUUAAAUUUCCUACGUAGAGAGAGACGAUUCGACGGAAAUGUUCCGUGGAACUUGAAAGUUCACCUCCCUCGAAUAAUCUAUUCCCGACAUUUUAUCCGACCAAAGUAAAAAGGAAAAGAGACGAUAAAAUUUUCGACGCAGUAUCGCCGCCGUUUUCUUAUAUAAUCAUAUUUCGUACGCGUCACGUGCGGGCGGCAAAUCCACCCGUUCGUAACUUUUUCUGAUCACCCCGUUAGCUAAUUAUCGAAAAAGUACGACACCCACGCGCGGAGACGACACCCGAAAGGCAGGUGCAAGAAAUUCAGCGUAGCUUUUUCGAAGAUGCGUUUCACCAUAGGGUAGAUAACGAUUGAGAAUCGUAAUUAAUUGUCGGGAUGAAAAACAGGUGAAAAAAAAUUAAUUAACGAAGAAUAUUAAUUGUAAUCGCAUUGAUCAGACCACCUGCAGGUUGUGAGCAAAAAACGAUGAAUAGAAAAACUAGAAAAAUAGUGAGACGAUGGUGGGAAAUGGUGAGUCAUUAAAAUAUGGAAAAAGAUGUUAAUUAAAUGCUGUGACUAUAUGGCAGAGAUGUAAGUUAUAGAUGUGAUUAAAAUACCUAUUAUACUUAGGAAAAAUUUUUAGACUAAUUGAAGAAAAAAAAAAAAUGAGUAAAUAAAAAUAAGAUGAAGGGCACCGAUUAUAAAGAUAUUUAUCAUGAGAAUCUAUAUUCUGUAUAAUGUUACGACGCGGUGAAACCCGACUGCGAUCGAAAGUGACGUUCUUCAAGUAUUUUAUAUUAAUUAAUAUGCAUAAGUAUAUAUAUAUAAUAAUUAUGUGAAAUAUACCCGCCAAUUUGCUUCGACGUUUUUUCCAUUCGUUUCCGUUUCCGUUUCCGUUUCUCUCAUGUUAACAAUAACGAAACCGACGCAGCGAGAGAUGCAAAUCUUCUCGAAUGAAUUCCACACGCUCACACGUGAAAUACAUUAACAUACCACAUAAAUAUAGUAUAUAAUAUUUAUCAUUGUUUCUUACAAGUUACAGAGAUGUUAUAUUUGAAAUAAAAUGUAUACCUGAUUUAA
Molecule: messenger RNA, 7271 nt
Organism: Athalia rosae (coleseed sawfly)
Lineage: Eukaryota; Metazoa; Arthropoda; Insecta; Hymenoptera; Athaliidae
Product: somatostatin receptor type 2-like
Exons: 2
Coding region: 894-2249 (451 amino acids)
Biological process (GO): G protein-coupled receptor signaling pathway
Cellular component (GO): neuron projection; membrane
Molecular function (GO): somatostatin receptor activity; peptide binding
Source: RefSeq, a predicted model, not a curated record